CCGAGGCCGGGCGCGAGCCGAGGCACCGGGCGGCGGCGGCGGCGCGCGCCAUGUCGUUCAGUGAGAUGAACCGCAGGACGCUGGCGUUCCGAGGAGGCGGGUUGGUCACCGGCGGCGGCGGCGGCGGCGGCGGCGGCCCCACGAACAAUAACGCGGGCGGGGAGGCCUCGGCUUGGCCUCCGCAGCCGCAGCCGCGACAGCCCGCGCCGCCCGCGCCGCCGCAGCCCAAUGGGCGCGGGCCCGACGAGGAAAUGGAAUCGGAGGGCCUGGAGCCCCAAGACUCGGAGGCCGCCGCCGCCGCCGCCGCCGAGGACGCCAAGGAGUUGCUGCUCCCCCAGGACGCGGGCGGCCCCGCCUCGCUGGGCGGCGGCGCGGGGGGCCCCCUGCUAGCGGAAAGGAACCGUCGGACUCUGGCCUUCCGCGGGGGCGGCGCCGGGGGUCUCGGCAACAAUGGCAGCAGCCGCGGCCGCCCGGAGACCUCGGCGUGGCCCCUCAGGCAUUUCAAUGGGCGAGGGCCGGCGGCCGUGGAGCUGGAGCUGGACGCGCUGGAGGGGAAGGAGUUGAUGCAGGACGGCGCGUCCCUGAGCGACAGCACCGAGGACGAGGAGGAGGGGGCGAGCCCGGGCGACGGCAGUGGGGCGGAAGGCGGCAGCUGCAGCAGCAGCAGGCGGUCGGGAGGCGAUGGCGGGGACGAAGCGGAGGGCAGCGGUGUGGGAGCUGGCGAAGGAGAGGCUGUCCAGCACUUCCCGCUCGCGAGGCCCAAGUCCCUCCUGCAGAAGCUCCAGUGCUCCUUCCAGACCUCUUGGCUCAAGGACUUCCCUUGGCUGCGGUACUCCAAGGAGACCGGCCUCAUGUUCUGCGGCUGGUGCCAAAGGACCCCCGAGGACGGGGGCGGCGGGGACCUUCCCCCGGUGGGGCACGAUGAGCUUUCGCGAGGGACCCGCAACUACAAGAAAACCCUGCUCCUGAGGCACCACGUCUCCACCGAGCACAAACUCCACGAAGCCAACGCCCAGGGGUCAGAAAUACCGUCAGAGGAGGGGUACUGUGACUUUAAUAGUAGGCCAAAUGAGAACUCUUAUUGCUAUCAACUUCUUCGACAACUAGAUGAACAGAGAAAGAAAGAUAUUCUUUGUGAUGUCAGCAUUGUGGUGAGCGGGAAAAUCUUUAAAGCUCAUAAGAACAUCCUGGUUGCAGGCAGCCGUUUCUUUAAGACUUUAUAUUGUGUUUCAAACAAAGAAAGCCCUAACCAAAACAAUACUACCCACUUAGAUAUUGCUGCAGUUCAAGGUUUUUCAGUCAUCUUGGACUUCCUGUAUUCUGGGAACCUGGUGCUCACAAGCCAAAAUGCCAUUGAAGUGAUGACAGUGGCCAGCUACCUUCAAAUGAGUGAAGUUGUUCAAACUUGCCGGAAUUUCAUUAAAGAUGCCUUAAAUAUAAGCAUUAAGUCAGAAGCUCCAGAGUCUGUGGUUGUGGACUAUAAUAAUAGAAAACCAGUUAAUAGAGAUGGCCUGACUUCAUCACGGGAACAAAAAAUUGCCAGCUUCUGGGCGACACGGAAUCUUACCAAUUUGGCAAGUAAUAUAAAAAUUGAAAAUGAUGGUUGUAAUGUCGACGAGGGCCAAACAGAAACCUACCAGAUGAAUGACAGUAACUGGGUCCAGGAUGCUUCUCCUGACCUGGCUGAAAAUGAAUCUCAAACUCAAACGAAAGUGUUUAUUUGGAAUCAUAUGGGCUCGCAAGAGACUGGCAAAGCAAGGAGGAAAACCCAAACUACAAAGAGAUUUGUUUAUAACAUACCACCUAAUAAUGAAACAAAUUUAGAAGAUUGCUCAGUGAUGCAGCCUCCUGUUGCCUAUCCAGAAGAAAACAAGGCCCUACUCAUCAAGGAAGAACCAGAUUUAGACGGUGCACUGCUCUCGGGGCCUGAUGGCGAUAGGACCGUGAACACAAAUUUACUGGCCGAGGCCUGCAGUGGACAAGAUUCAGGAGAUGCUGGAACAUCACAUGAUUUCAAGUAUGGUUUGAUGCCUGGCACUUCAAGUGAUUUCAAGUAUGGGUUGCUACCAAGUACUUCAAAUGACUUCAAAUAUGGAUUGCUACCGGGUGCUUCAAAUGAUUUCAAGUAUGGAUUAUUGCCAGAAUCUUGGUCCAAACAAGAAACGUGGGAAAAUGGUGACUCAUCUCUAAUCAUGAACAAGUUAAAAUGCCCUCAUUGUAGCUAUGUAGCCAAAUACAGACGAACACUAAAAAGGCACUUGCUCAUUCAUACUGGAGUAAGAUCGUUUAGCUGUGACAUUUGUGGAAAGCUGUUUACUAGAAGAGAACAUGUAAAAAGACAUUCCCUGGUGCAUAAAAAGGAUAAAAAAUACAAAUGCAUGGUGUGUAAGAAGAUCUUCAUGUUAGCAGCCAGUGUUGGAAUAAGACAUGGAUCUCGACGCUAUGGAGUGUGUAUGGACUGUGCAGAUAAGUCACAGCCAGCAGGGCAAGAAGGUGUAGAUCAGGGACAGGAUACAGAGUUCCCUCGGGAUGAAGAGUACGAGGAGAAUGAAGGUGGAGAGCCCGAUGAAGAGCUGCCUGAGAAUGGAGAAGAUCAGAAUGAUGCAUCUCGAUGGGACGAAUCAGGAGAUGUGUGUAUGUCUCUGGAUGAUUAACUGACCUACUAUAUUCCUCAAGAAUGCUGCAUUUGGACAUACUAUGAAUCGACAAUUUGGAUUGUUGAACUUGAAGGCUUGCAAAAUAUGGUACAUGCUGGAUGGUAGUUAUGUUGCUGUGAAAAACUGUAGGGUUAAAGCCUUAUAGCAAAAAAAAUUUUUUUUUAUAUUUGCACAGGACUGUACAGCAAACAACCAUGUGGUUGGAUACAUGGAGUCCCCACAUAUUCAGUCAGUUAUCAAAGUAAAAUAUUUUUUAUUUAUAGGAUAUACAGUUAACUAUUUGGGUUCUAUGAAAAUAUAAUACUUGUCCUUUCUAGAGCUUACAUUCAUGUGCCACUUUAACAUGAAUGAAGAAAAUUCACUUAUGGAAGUACAGUGACAGUUGACCCAAUCACUCUGUCAAUCAAACCACUCAGGCUAGUUUGUACUAGUAGAGUUUUGUUUCUAUUUUUAUUUUAUUAAUUUUAUUUUUUUUAAUACAGAUUUUCAGUGAGGGGCUUUUUCAACCCCAUUGGUUCUAUUUUCUUGUAUUUUUUUUUCAUUUUAUUUGCUUCAUAACUUAAACCAAGUCUCUUCUAGUCUUAGAUAUUAUUUCUUAAUUUUGUGCUGAUAGGCGUAUGUUUAUAAGAACUGGAGAGGUAAUUUAUUGGAAUGAACUGACUCCCCGUCCUCCCUCCCUUUUUUGACAUGAAUUUUACUACUUCACAAAUGAAGAAUGAUGUUGCGAAGUUACCAUGGUGAAGCUGACAAAUACCACUAAAGUGAUUAUGACUUAGAAGUGACUUUCUCCUGCUGCUCUAAUCCGCUAGAUAAAUGGUUACUACAUGAUGUUUUCUGACAUGGGUUUGGUUCUGGUAUCUGUUACUUUGGCACUGUUCUUGUUUGCCUCCUAUAUUUUUGCCAGUGUACUAUACCUCAGCCUUAUUUGAAAUACAGAAGUCUAAUUGAAGAAAAGUCAUAGAAAAAGACGUAAAAUGAUUUGUUUUAUAAUUUAUCCUCCAUGUCCAGUUUGGCUAGCUUGUUAUGCAAUAGAAGUGAAAUACCAGGUUUUUUCUCCUGUGCCCUUUUUUAUCAUUAAAAUGAACACGAAAUGUGCAUUCUCUUUUGUUUCAUACUUACCGGGAUAUUGAGUGUUUUUUAAACUGUGGCUGAUAAUUUAUUUUUCCAUUCCUAAAAGUCACCACACCUUGAUGAAAUCUUUAUAGUCACCACGAUUCAACAGUCUGCAAAAGUAUUACAAAUAAAAUGUUGAGAGCCUUUAUUGUUCCAUUAUCUAAAUUCUUCAGGAGUCAAAGAGUGAUUCAUUCAGUUGAAAUUGUUAGGUUUAUUUUGUCUGGUGAUAGAUGAAUUAGCUGAUAGUGGAACUCUGAGCUUUUUACUGCUAUCAUGAUGACAUGUAUCAGGAGCAUAUUGUAUAUUAUAUAAGAUUGAGAGACAGCAUAUUUUCAACUUUCUUUUAAAUACAAAUUGAGUAUAUUUUCCUAUUUUAUAUCAAGUAACUAAAUUAGGCCAGUUGUGUGGAAGAAACCACCGAGCUGCUUUGACAGACACAAUCUUUUUGGUGCUCCGUCUGGUCAAAGUUGGAAAGUUGAUUUCCAUUUACAGAGACAAACUUGAUCAUUGUCUCUGAUUUCAGUAGGAUGAUGGUUUGAGAUUGGACAGUGACUUUCUGCGUGGGUAGAUCAGAGAUGAAAUGUUAGCAUUCUGUGUGAGAUGUGCCCGUGGCCCUCUAAAUUGUGUGGUAGUCUCUACACAACUGGGAGCCUGGCAGAAGAGUAGUUUGGGUUUGAUUUUUGUUUGAAAUGAAGAGUACACCUUAUUCUCAGUGUUUGAAACAAAUGAGUAAAAUGUAACUCUAGUAAAGUCCAAAGUAGACAUAGUUGGGCAGAAAUAUUAUGAAUGAAAAAGUAUUUUAAACCUAAAAUGUUCUGCUUUGUGAAUAUGUAAGUAUAGUAUAAAGAUUUCUUUCAUCCCAUUUAUCCCCUUCCUUUAAAAUAAACCAUAGUUUACAAUCGGUAGAUCUGUCUAUAUAUAAAUAUAUAUUAAAGAGCAAAUAUAUAUAUUUAAAAAAAAUCACCUAAAUCUGCUUUAUUAGACAGUAGUUCACUUAUUGCAUAGAAACUGGACUUGGCUUUACAUUCUUAAUGUACUUUAUUUUACUCAAGAUAUGACCUUACCUUGAAACAGAAAGAAUUUCUUUUAUUACUUAAAUCAUUUAUGUAUAUCUGGUAAAUUAUGACCAAAUUUUUGUUAGAUUGCAUACAGUGAAUUGAAAUACACAUUUGGUACACUAUGGGAUUGUUGUGCUUUUGUUUUGGUUUUAGUUGGAAACAGGUUUGAUGUAGAUGACUUAUUACUGUUAAUUUAAAAUAUUCUAUAAUUGUCCAUUGCCUUUUAUGUCGUGUUGUGACAGAUUUGGCUAUAUUUUUAGUCAUCUGAAGUAUACUUUAAAAAGUUUGUUUUUAGGUAAUCCAAAGGAAAAAAAUGUUUAUACUCUUGAAUAUAUAUUUGCCUCAGCCUAUAUAAAAGUUCCUUGAAGUAAGUAAACACUUUACCAGAAACAGAAUUGACAGAUUUUUCUACUUGCUGACUGCCUAAGUUAUUUUGUUUCAUGAUCUUGAGGGAUUGCCUUUUUCCCUUCUAGAUCUUUUUUUUUAAAAAUAGUUUUAGUACUAAGGUAUACUACUGGACGUUUCUAUUUUUUUAAGUAUAUUCCUUUUCUGACAAUACAACUUCAGGAAGUUGAUAAAUCGCUUAAGAACUUUUGAUUGGUCUCAGAAAGGUAAUGGAUUGAAUACUCAUAAUUUUGUCUGGAAGUCUGACAGAGUUAUGUUGUACAUUUGGUGAAGUUUUUCUUGUAAUUUAUAUUUUAAAUAAAAUAUUUUUAGAGUUUUUAAUUUUAAUGAAGGGGAAGAGCAUACACUUUCAUAUUCCACAGUGGUAAUACCAUGUCAUAAAUUCAGAUCAUGUGUUAUUUCUCCCAGACACACUUCCAUGUGGUCCCUCAUUUGUCAUGGUUCCUAACUCUCAUUUUUUUCUUAUUUACUAGACAAGUUGCUAAAUUGUAGCACCCUAGGGAUCAGGAGCUUGGGGGUGUGCAGUAUUGGAAGAGGACACUGGACAAUAACCAGAAGUUUUGAAUUUGGGGGGCAAAACACCAUCUGUCUUAAGUGGAGCCAUCCUGGUGAAGAGCGGGUGAACUCACUGCAGUUCCUAGAAUACUAAGAGCACACCAAGUAGUUUAGUACAGAUGUGAGCCAAGAGAAAAAGUACAAGCUCGCAGAAAGGGAGAAGUGAGGAAGUUCGAGGACUGUGGGGACUAGAGUAUCAAAGGGGAAGUAAUGACAAGCUCUGAGAACUUAAGUCCGUAAGGUUUGUCCUUUGAGCAUUCUCUGAACAGCAUGAGAGGUUUAGAAUCAUUCCUCUGAUUCAGGACUCAGAAGCUCCCACACUUUUUUGGUAUGCCUACACUUUUGUGUUGUCUGCCUUAUUUUUUCUAGUCUCUAGGUGCUAUUCUACUUUUCAGAUAAAGGCUCAGAAAAACUCAGACAUUUGCCGAAUUACCACAGCUUACCAGAUCUGGGUUUGGUGAGGUCUGAUUCUGAAGCCCCGGCUCUUUUUAGGAGGCUCUAUUGGUGCCUCAUAAAACAACCUUUUUUGUAAAUUUAUAUCCUCCCUAUAAAAUGGCUGCAUAGGAAUUUUGUAUCCUUUCUGUCCCCAGUGAGCACCCUUACCACACUAGUCUUCUGCUAGAGCUGUUCUUGUCACUUUGACUUAAACACACCUCAUUAUAGUCGGUGUUACUAGUGGGCUGUGACAUUUUCACUUUUUAAAAGGAUGGUUUUUUAAUCUGGAGAACUAGAUGUAAGCCUCAGUUUUUGUGCCGUUCAGUCACCCGGAUCCUUAAGCUUAACUAUGGUACCUAAUCUACACAGUUAGAACUGACAGAUGUUUUCUUAGUCAAUUUAGGAUUUAAAAUAGGAUUGUUUAUUUUGUUCCUUCCCUGCUGUAUCCAGUCUUCAAGUGAAUUGAACAAGGUAGUUUAAAAGAUGUUAGGGACAAGCACACUUUCAAAGAUGUUUUCUAGCCCUGAAUUUUAGGGUAUCUAGGUACUACAUUUGGAAUACACUAGCUAUUAAGAACAAAAUUUGGGGUUUAGGAAAGGGAUGAUUGAGGCCAUUAUGAUGUGGGAGAAUCAGCAUCUUAAACACUGUAAACAGAACACUUUUUCUGCCUGCUGUUUGUAAAAGCUCUCUGGGAAGAGCUUUUACAAAGACCAAUUUUUUUUUUUAAAUGUAAUUUACCUACCUAAUAUAAGUGUCCUGAGACAUGUAUGUAAACCUCCAAAACCUGUUUGUCUGUGUAUUUAGAAAAUACACAAGAAUCUUUAUCAACUUAAAAUAUAAACUUGUGAGCACUAAACUGCU
Peromyscus californicus insignis is the source of this 7084-nucleotide messenger RNA. RefSeq names its product zinc finger and BTB domain containing 10 (gene Zbtb10). Gene Ontology annotation, biological process: regulation of transcription by RNA polymerase II. The record is from RefSeq and is a predicted model, not a curated record. The transcript is spliced from 6 exons. Bases 51 to 2654 code for a protein of 867 amino acids. Gene Ontology annotation, molecular function: protein binding; DNA-binding transcription factor activity, RNA polymerase II-specific; RNA polymerase II cis-regulatory region sequence-specific DNA binding. NCBI's taxonomy places the organism in Eukaryota, Metazoa, Chordata, Mammalia, Rodentia, Cricetidae.